UGUUAAAACCUGUUUACCUUACCAGGUCAUAUUAUGGGCUUUAAAAAAAUUCGGUUUAAAGUCCAGGACGUUACCGCGGCACUCCCCGAUAUCUCAAUGUCUUCUCUGUUAUAAUCGCAGGCCUUAUCAGGUGUAUCAUUUGCAUAACUGGGGUUAAAACCUAUGUACAUUUUUGCGAUUGCCCGACGUACAUCAACAACUGACGGAACCGAGGCUAGUACGUCGGCAGGAACAAACCAAGCAGCCGGAAUGGAAAACGACGGAUACCAGAAUGGAGACGAAACUCCAAAACACGACUCCGAGCCAACAACGAAGACAGGGGAACCACAAGGUUAUGACGAUGUGGACUUAAGCAUCUCGGCACACCAACAAGGAGGAAAGACAAAAUAUGACGUGGAGGCUGCAGGGAAGAAGAAAUCCGCCAAGAACAGGACAGAAGACGAACACAAAGUCCCGUCUUAUUGGUUCAUCUUUAUGGUGGUUCUACUUGGCGUUGGUUUCUUUCUAGCCCUUGGGUUAGGUCUUGGGCUGGGUCACCCCGACCCCAAGCUGAAACCUUACCAAUUUUUCAACGGCGCGGUAGCGUCUGAUCGAGAACUCUGUUCGAGGGUUGGAAGGGACUUGAUGUUGAACGGCGGCAACGCCUUGGACGCGGCGAUAGGCACUUCCUUUUGUGUGGGCGUGCUGAACCUGCACGUUGGAGGUGUGGGAGGAGGCGGCUACCUGACCUUUUACAAUAAAACCGGCACCGUCGCUGGCGCAAUCAAAACAGUAGCUGUUGAUGGGCAGGUGGUGGCGCCCUCUAGUGCCAGCAUGGACAUGUUCAGCGGCCAAGAGGGAUCUGCUGUUAAAGGUGGCAUGGCUAUAGCCAUCCCCGGACAGGUAGCUGGUCUCUUUAGGGCGCAUAAAAACCAUGGUGGAACUCUGUCCUGGGCGAGCCUUGUGGAGCCGUCCAUCCGUCUAGCCAAGGGCGGCUUUGAGAUUGGUGAGGCACUGGCUAAAGCCAUCAAAGACAACGAAGACGUCAUUCGUAAUGAUACAGGUUUGAGUGAAAUAUUUCUGACUAGCGCUGGUGGAAUUAAGCAGCAAGGGGACGAGGUCACUUUGCCCAAAUUAGCGGCAACCCUGGAGACCAUUGCAUCACAGGGAGCCGAUGGGUUCUACAAGGGAGACCUUGCAAACAUGAUCGUGGAUGACGUAAAUGAAAUGGUAGGAGGCAACAUCAGUUUGGCAGACUUGGAGGAAUACGAGGCCCGUAGUGCGGACACGGUAUCCAUAGAGCUUGGUGGCGGCCAGUUGUAUGAUGUUGGGGGUAUUAUGGUAUAUGCCCCGCCUCCACCGUCCAGUGGCAUUUUGACGAACUACAUCCUUAAUAUUCUAGAAGGCUACAGCUUGUCUUGGCGCAGUACAGGAGACACGUCAACAGAAGUGGAGACUUACCAUCGAAUGUUAGAAUCCUUCAAGUUUGCUUUAGCUGAACACAGUCGGCUGGGUGACCCAGAAUUUGAGGACAGCGUUAAAGAGGUCAUGGGCAUCUUGGGGAGGACUUCGACUGCUACUACCACCAGGGGAAAGAUACAAACAGAUGCAUUACAGUUCCUAGAAUACGGGAGCAUGUACGCCCCCAAAAUGGACCCCGCUGGAGGCGCUACGCACAUCUCUGUCAAGGACGGGGCGGGAAAUGCUGUAUCCUACACCAGCUCCUUAAGCCUUGACUUUGGUGCCAAGAAACGCGGCACACGCACCGGCAUCAUCUUCAACGCCGGCAUGGGCGAUUUCACGCUGCCAGACGAAAGUUUGGUCGAGGGACUGUCACCUUCACCUGUGAACUCCAUCCAGCCGGGCAAGCGCCCUCUGUCGUCCAUGAGCCCAUUAGUUCUUGUCGAUAAGGACUACGAGGUCAAGGCAGUGAUCGGGUCAUCCGGCGGGUUGGAGAUGAUAACCGCAACUGCCAUGAUGGCGGCCCAGACCGUGUGGUUCGAACAUAACGUCAUCGAUGCUAUGGAGAGGGCCAGGUUUUCAACAGAUCUUGGUGUGGACAGCGCUACUAAAUCAGUGACAUAUAAUCACGAAGCUUCAUUGGAAACUGGUGUUGUGAAUGGCCUGUCGUCACGUGGUCAGAUAGUCAACUCUGUACCUCUGAUGUCGUCUGUCAAUUACAUUAUGCAAACAAAGAAGAAUAGAUGGUAUACCAACUCAGAUACUCGGGCUCCCGGCUCAGGAUACGCCCACUAUUAACUCUUGCAUGAUGUUUUCUUAUAAACUAGUCCCAACCAGCGACCU
Molecule: messenger RNA, 2283 nt
Organism: Patiria miniata (bat star)
Lineage: Eukaryota; Metazoa; Echinodermata; Asteroidea; Valvatida; Asterinidae
Product: glutathione hydrolase 1 proenzyme-like
Exons: 13
Coding region: 163-2238 (691 amino acids)
Biological process (GO): glutathione catabolic process
Cellular component (GO): plasma membrane
Molecular function (GO): glutathione gamma-glutamate hydrolase
Source: RefSeq, a predicted model, not a curated record